AGAACAGAGCGGACGUACACAUACCCUCGGUUGGUAGCCCACCGACAACAGCACCCGUCGCCGGCACUUCUGCAGAGACCGUUUCUCGUCUCGUCACGCUCGCUCCUACACAAUGAAGUCCAGCCUCCUCCUGUCCCUCCUGGGCGCCGCCGCCCCGCUGUUCGCGGCGCCCACGGCGGCAGGCCAGCGGCAGCAGGAGCAGCCGUCCACGCUGGUGCGCCGCGCCUCGGACCCAUCGCAGCUCGUGCCCAACCGCUUCAUCGUGCUGCUCAAGCCCGACACGGCGGCCGCCGAAGUCGCGGCCCACCACGCGCACGUGCGGCGCAUGGUGCUGACCAGGCGCGACGGCGGCAGCACCAGCAGCGGUGGCAUCGACCGCGUCUUCCACAUCGGGUCCGACUUCAGCGCCUACGUGGGCGACUUUGACGACGCCACCGCCGAGGCGAUCGCGCGCCUGCCGGGCGUCGCCAGCGUCGAGCAGGACGCCAUCGUUACGGUGGAGCAGACCAAGCCCCCCAGCGCGGCGGCCGCCGUGGCGCGGCGGGCCGUCCAGACGCAGAGCGAGGCGCCGUGGCAGCUCGGGGACAUCUCGCACCGCGACCGGGGCGCCAAGGACUACGUCUACGACGGCGCGGCGGGCGCGGGCUCGUACGUGUACGUGCUCGACACGGGCGUCCGGUCCAGCCACGCCGAGUUCGGCGGCCGCGUGCGCUUCGGCAUCAACGGCCUCACCGGCUCCACGGCCGCGCCGGCGCCCGAGAACCGCGACCGGGAGGGCCACGGCACCCACUGCGCCGGCCUCGCCGCCGGCGCCACGUACGGCGUGGCCAAGAAGGUUGAAAUUGUCGACGUCAAGGUCAUGGGUGACAAUGGCGCGGGAACUAUGUCUUCGGUCAUCACCGGCAUCAACUGGGCCGUCAACGACAUCCUGUCCCGCAACAUCCAGAAGAAGGCAGUGAUCAACUUGUCUCUCGGAUCCCAAGCUAUCGGCAGCGAACUCACCGCGACCGAGUCUGCUGUUAUUGCAGCGUACAACCAGGGCAUCGCGUCACUUUGCGCAGCCGGGAACGAGGAUUCCCCAGCCUCUACAAGGUCACCGGGUAGGAUCCCGCAGUGCAUCACUGUCGGCAUGACCAACGCGGCCCGCAGCCGCGCCUCGCCCCGGCCGCGCAUCUUUGGCAGCAACUACGGCCCCGAGCUGGACAUCUUCGCGCCGGGCGACGACGUGCGCGCCGCGGGCAUCGCGUCCGACUCGGCCAUCGUGGCCAAGAGCGGCACCAGCAUGGCGACCCCGAUCGUGGCCGGCGCCGUCUCGUACCUGCGCUCCAUCGAGGGCGGCCUCGACACGCCCGAGCAGGUGCGCGCCCGCCUCGUCGCGCUGUCCCUCAAGGACGUGGUCGGGGACGUCAGGGACUCGCCGAACCGGCUGCUCAACAACAACAGUGGGCUAUAAGGGGCCUGUUGGGGGUGUUUGUUUGGUCGAAUGGAUAACGACAGUCUUUUUGUAUGCAUUUAGGUCUUGUCUUUGAUGAAAUACAUUGUCGUCAUAUGAUCCCCCAUAUAUGCUUUCGCUAUAUGCACCC
Gaeumannomyces tritici R3-111a-1 is the source of this 1583-nucleotide messenger RNA. RefSeq names its product alkaline proteinase. The record is from RefSeq and is a predicted model, not a curated record. The transcript has 4 exons. Lineage: Eukaryota; Fungi; Ascomycota; Sordariomycetes; Magnaporthales; Magnaporthaceae. Gene Ontology annotation, biological process: proteolysis. Gene Ontology annotation, molecular function: serine-type endopeptidase activity. The coding region runs from base 113 to 1453 and encodes 446 amino acids.